Saccoglossus kowalevskii is the source of this 715-nucleotide messenger RNA. RefSeq lists its product as uncharacterized. Lineage: Eukaryota; Metazoa; Hemichordata; Enteropneusta; Harrimaniidae. The record is from RefSeq and is a predicted model, not a curated record. Gene Ontology annotation, molecular function: calcium ion binding.
GAAAAGGAUUGGAUGCGCAUAGAAUAGCGUGGUCACAAGAAGGUCGGGUUAUUGUCUAGUUGGUGUCAUUCAUAGAUCAUUGUCACUACGUAUGUUUCCGACUACAUGACAGACGGUUAGUGAAGAAAUUUGUAUUCACCACUGCACUAUGUUAAAUUCAGAUCCAGACGGAAAGAGUAGUAACAAUAAUGCCCAGCAAGAACAGUCAAACGUUAUGCAAAAUGGCCAAUCAGUACAAAAGGAAUCCACUGGAGAAGACUUGUCGAGUCGUGACUUGACCAAAGAACAGCAUGACGAGCUCAAAGAAUGCUUCGAUUGGUUUGACAAGGAUGGAAAUGGAUCAAUAUCAUCUGAUGAACUUGGUACACUUAUGAGGACCCUUGGGCAGAAUCCAACAGAUAAAGAAAUAGAAUUGAUGAUAGCAAAAACAGAUUUUAAUAAAAACGGUGUGAUAGAUUUUGACGAGUUUGUUGACUUAAUGGCAACGCACAUGGUAGACGACCCGGAAGACGAACUCAUAGAAGCAUUUAAAGUAUUCGACAAAGACGGAGACGGGUUUAUUGAUGCCGGAGAGCUGAGACGAGUUGUCAGAGGUGUGGGCGAAAAAUUGACCGAUGAUGAAAUUGAGAAUAUGAUGACAGAAGCUGACGUGAAUGGGGAUGGGAAGAUUGAUUACGAAGGUAUAAACGGAUAUAAAAUAUAUUUAGUUUUAUAG